AUGGUCCUGAUUGCAAUCCUAAGUGUCUCAGCUACAAUAACUUUUUCCUGUAUUGUACCUUUCCUUCCAACAGAAGCUACUAAACGGAAAGGCUUAAGUACAACAGAUGUUGGAUUUGUUAUUGGGUAUUAUCAACUUAUUCUAUUUAUUGCUUCCCCUGUUAUUGGAAAAUAUAUGGCUGUUUUACGUGCAAACCGAACAUUUGUUGGUGGAGUUGUACUUUGUGGUAUCAGUUCAAUAGCAUUUGGCUUGGCCGAUUAUUUGCCUUCUGGCCCAAUGUUUUUCUUUGGAUUACUAGUCUGCAGGACGACACAAGCUCUUGGUGGCGUUGCUUUUAACACUGCUUCUAUGACAAUUUUUGGAAGGUUAUUUCCCGAUAGAAUUUCCUUGGCAAUGGGUAUUAUUGAAGUUUCAUUUGGCCUUGGCAAUACUUUAGGGCCAGCAAUAGGAAGUGGCUUAUAUGAAGCCGGUGGAUAUAUGCUGCCUUUAUUUGUUGUUGGAUCUGCACAGUUGUUGCUUGUUUUGGUAGCCCUACCAUUUUAUCGUGGCCUUUUAUCUGAGGGUUUGUAUCAAUGUUUUUCCUGA
Meloidogyne enterolobii is the source of this 585-nucleotide messenger RNA. The record is from the annotation of a GenBank genome assembly. NCBI's taxonomy places the organism in Eukaryota, Metazoa, Nematoda, Chromadorea, Rhabditida, Meloidogynidae.